AUGGGAAUACAAGGGCUACUGCCUCUGUUGAAAUCGAUAAUGUUACCGAUUCAUAUCAAAGAGCUUGAGGGUUGUUGUGUGGCUGUUGAUACCUAUUCUUGGCUCCACAAAGGUGCUUUUUCUUGUAGCAGGGAGCUCUGCAAGGGCUUACCCACCUCCAGGCACAUUGGAUAUUGCAUGCAUAGAGUAAAUUUGCUGCGGCAUUAUGGUGUUAAACCUAUUCUUGUCUUCGAUGGGGGUCUUCUACCGAUGAAGAUUGAACAAGAGAACAAGCGUGCCAGGGCAAGGAAGGAAAAUCUUGCACGUGCCAUUGAGCGUGAAUCAGAUGGGAAUACUUCUGCUGCUUAUGAUUUCUACCAAAAAGCUGUUGAUAUUUCUCCUUCAAUUGCACAUGAUCUAAUUCAGGUAUUAAAGCAAGAGAAUGUAUGUUAUGUUGUGGCUCCUUAUGAGGCUGAUGCCCAAAUGACCUUCUUGGCAAUCAGCAGACAGGUUGAUGCAAUUAUCACUGAAGACUCUGAUCUUAUAGCAUUUGGCUGCCCUAGAAUAAUCUUUAAAAUGGACAAGUUUGGGCAAGGUGUUCAGUUUCAGUAUUCCAUGCUGCAGAAAAAUAAGGACCUCAGUUUUGCAGGAUUCACUAAGCAAAUGGUUCUUGAGAUGUGCAUCUUGAGUGGUUGUGACUAUUUGCAGUCACUGCCAGGAAUGGGCCUAAAAAGGGCUCACGCACUUAUUAGUAAAUUCAAAAGUUAUGAAAAGGUUAUUAAGCACUUGAAGUACAGUACAGUUUCAGUUCCUCCUUUAUAUGAAGAAUCAUUCAAGAAAGCACUAUUGACUUUCCAGCAUCAACGGGUUUAUGAUCCAAUCACUGAAGAUAUUGUACAUUUGUCUGACAUAUCCAACAGCAAUGGUGAUGAUUUGGACUUUUUAGGCCCAUUGAUACCACAGCCUAUAGCUAAAGGUAUAGCACAAGGUGAUCUUGACCCUUUUACUCAAAUGCCAUUCCAGGGAGGCAGUGAUAGUUCUCAGCUCGUGCUUGACAAAAAUUCACACCCGAAAAAAUUUGGGCCUGAAAGUGAAAGGAAAAAGCUUGUUUUGCCUGUGCAGAAGAAUCUCCUGACCAAGUAUUUUUGUAUCCUUUGA
Pistacia vera is the source of this 1137-nucleotide messenger RNA. RefSeq names its product exonuclease 1-like. The transcript has 8 exons. Gene Ontology annotation, molecular function: DNA binding; metal ion binding; 5'-3' DNA exonuclease activity. The coding region runs from base 1 to 1137 and encodes 378 amino acids. NCBI's taxonomy places the organism in Eukaryota, Viridiplantae, Streptophyta, Magnoliopsida, Sapindales, Anacardiaceae. The record is from RefSeq and is a predicted model, not a curated record.